UGUGUGUGUAGUUGAGCAGUGUAUGCAGUGGUGCUGGGUGUGUGUAGUGGUGUUUAAAUGUUGUGAUUGGAAUUGCCAUAGUGUCUUAUGUUCAUUCCUUCUAAAAUGUGGCUUGUCAUUAAGUUCCAGAAUGGCUGCCUCCCGCUUAGAUGUGGACGAGGAAAUUCUAAUUGGUGCCGUCCAGCAGAGGUCAUGCAUAUGGGACAGCAGGGAUGUUGCUUAUGCAGAUCGUGGCCAAAAAAAUAAAGCUUGGGACGAAGUUGUUACUGCUGUGUUAUCGGAAUGGCCCUCACUGUCAUCCAGCCAACAAAUUAUAAAAAGGAAGGCAGUGCAAACACGUUGGCGAUCUCUAAAGGACUGCUACACCUGGGAGUUGCGCCAAAUAAGAGACGAAAGUGGAAGUUCGUCGUCUAAACGCAAACAAUACAUUUAUUUUGAUCAACUUGAUUUUUUGAGACCAGUACUGGAAACAAGAAGUACCAGCGGGAAUCUGCAAAGAUCGAGUGGUCCAGAAGCUGACCAUGGCAGCUCAGAUGAACCACCAGAGUCAACAGCUGAGGCCCCUUCUGCUAUUUCUCUUCGAAGACGAAGGAGACGACCCAAUGAGCCCAACAUUUCACUAUCAGGCCGGUUAAGCUCACUUCUGGGUGAGCACAGGGGACUAAUGGAUGAUCCCAACUACCAUUUCUCAAUGUUUGCCUUCACUGUCCUUAAAAAGCUAGGAAAAGAUAAAAUGGAUGCAUGUCGCAAAGAGUUAUGGGAGAUUCUAAAUAAAUAUAUUUCAAUGUCUGAACAAACACAGGGAAACCCUAAUAAUCCAACACGAACAACUACCUUACCACAAACCCAAUUUCCAAUUUCUGCACCACCAAACACCCACCAAACAACAAACCCACACAGCCAAUAUAACCCACCACCUGCUGAUUUUCAAACUAUGCAGCAAACCCCAUAUGCUCCAGACCUCCAAACUAACCCAUAUCCAAGCCAAUAUCAAACACACCGUGCACAGUACUCGGCACCAUUACCAAACACAAUGCCACAAACAUCCGCCACUGUUCCACCACCCAGCAUUCAACCGUUUCUGCCACAACAGCAAUUUGAGCCCAUCCAGCCAAACCCAACACAACAAACAUCAGUGCAAUCAAGCCAGCCUUGGAGCCAAGCCUCAGCUCAAGAGACCCGUCCUUCCUCCGGACACUCCACAGCUGCUGGGUCACAUUCCACGUCAUCUGUUGGCCAAUCGCGGACAUCAUCCACACAUAGCACUCCUUUUUCAGAUUGAAGUAACCCACAAUAUUACAUAAUAUGCAAUUGGCAUGUACUAACACUUCAGGUUUGGAAAUGUCUGGGCCCGUGUAGUAACUAAUGGCUGUAUUUUACAAUUGUCUGGAGGGACGUGUUCCCUCAUGGCAAAUGCCUGCUAGCUAGCGUAUUAAAAUCUGGCACUUACACGUAGUGAUUUCAAACUUCACAUGGGGAGGAGUGAUCGCUACGCCACUGCUGGUCUUCAUGCUGUCCAGCGUUCACAUGGAACGUAAGGGCUCCGCACUUGUGCUGUGGACCGCAA
Messenger RNA from Bufo bufo (common toad), 1567 nucleotides. RefSeq lists its product as uncharacterized. The coding region runs from base 23 to 1282 and encodes 419 amino acids. Gene Ontology annotation, biological process: regulation of transcription by RNA polymerase II. Gene Ontology annotation, cellular component: transcription regulator complex; nucleus. The transcript has 3 exons. NCBI's taxonomy places the organism in Eukaryota, Metazoa, Chordata, Amphibia, Anura, Bufonidae. The record is from RefSeq and is a predicted model, not a curated record.